UAACCUGUCAAAUAAAUAACAACAUUUGUUGAUAUGGAAUUAUUAUUGCGCAUGUAAUUUACCACUUGCGUCAACAGUCCUGGCAAUUUGUUACCUCCAAAUGCACCUCCUGUAUCUUGUGCCAUAUUUACAAUUAUCAUAAUGGACGUACAUCUACUUGGCGUUUGGGAUUAUGUUGUGAUUUCUACAGUUUUACUUAUAUCAUCCGGAAUCGGGAUUUAUUGUCGCUUUACUGGCGGUAAACAAAGCACAGUUGGGGAGUAUUUGUUCGCCGAUAGUAACAUGCAUGUUGUACCAGUUGCAUUUUCCUUGAUGGCAUCGACGGUGUCUGCGAUUUCACUUUUAGGAAAUGCAAGUGAAAUUUACACGUUUGGGCUGCAGUUCAUUAUAUUGUUUUUUGGCUACGUAAUCGUCGCGCCUAUUGCAUCUUACGUGUACUUGCCAAUAUUUUUCCAAUUGCGGGUGACAAGUGUAUAUGAGUAUUUGGGAAAGCGAUACGGAACAAUAGCAAGACUGAUUGGUUCCCUUGCGUACAGUUUGCAAAUGAUUUUCUACUCAGGACUUGUGUUGUACGCCCCCGCACUUGCUCUAGAAGCGGUCACUGGAUUGUCGAAAAACGUUGCAAUUUUAAGCAUUGGUUUGGUUUGCACUUUUUAUUCGAGUAUCGGCGGUAUGAAAGCCGUGAUUAUAACCGACGUAUUUCAGUCGUUACUUAUGUUUGGAGCACUAGCUAGUAUACCGAUAUUUGCAAUACGGCAAAGUGGAAGUCUCGCAGAAAUUUGGAGAGUUGCGAAGGAAGGGAACAGAACUGAUUUGUUAAACUUUGAGAUCGAUCCCACAGUCCGACAUUCUUGGUUUUCGCUCAUAAUUGGUGGAGGGAUAACAUUUCUAUCGCAGAAUUGCGUGAGUCAAACGCAAGUGCAAAGAUAUUUGACGGUGAAAGAUUUGAAAAGAGCACGACAGGCACUCUGGUUGCAGUUUCCCAUCAUCGUAGGUCUCAAUCUAUGUACAUCACUUUCCGGAUUGGCCAUAUACGCGAGGUACUACGAUUGCGAUCCAGUUUCUAACGGAAGUAUUACCUCUUCCGAUCAGUUAAUGCCCUAUUACGUUGUUGACUCAACGGGACACAUUCCUGGAUUAAGUGGACUCUUUGUCGCCGGUAUAUUCAGCGGAUCGUUAUCUUCAUUGUCAUCGUCACUGAAUUGUUUAGCAGCAGUCACUUUGGAAGAUUACUUAAAACCCGUCUACCACAAACUCACCGGUUCUCACCCUACCGACAGUCAAUUAUCCUUCUACAGUAAAGCCAUAUCGUUUGGUGGUGGCAUUAUAUGCAUAGGUUUUGCGUUUCUAGCACAACUUUUAGGGGGAGUUCUACAAGCUGCUUUAACUGUAAUUGGGAUACUCGGGGGGCCACUUCUGGGGAUAUUUACUUUGGGUAUGUGUACAAUCAAUGCUAAUCAAAAGGGUGCGAUAAUGGGGUUCUUCAGCGGGUUGACCGUUUGCCUUUGGGCUGCAUUUGGUCGCCCAAGGCCCGGUCUUCCCAAACUGCCUGUGCGAGUAGAUGCUUGCCAUCAAAUCACUGCUCAGCAUAAUGUAUUACAAAAUGAGAGUCGUGAAUACUUUUGGUUAUAUCGCUUGUCUUACCUUUAUAAUGGUUUCAUUGGUUUUAUAUGCACGUUGGUGGUAGGAUUUAUGGUAAGCUGGAUAAGUAACAAAUUCACCGGGUUAGCAUUGGAGAAUACCGAUCCUGAUUUAUUCGUGCCAUGCGUAGCUAGAAGAAUAAAGGAAAGGGUCAAGUGUAACCAAAUUAAUAUGAGGAGCCUAUAAAUAAUAAUGGAUUCGGUUGGAUUAUAAUUUAUUUUACCCAAAAUCGUCCUGAAACCUUCAUUUUUAUGCCUACUUUAUGUCGGGAAAGUGUUAGUUUUUAUGACGGAGGCAGACCAGUGUACUCUUCCUGCCGCCUGUCACUUUACCUGCCGCACCUGUCACAUUGCUAAAUGUCUAUAAUGACUCCUGUCAUCAUUGACAGAUUGACAUUAAUCAAAAGUUCUAUAUGAAAAUUGAAAUUUUAUGUUAAAAUACCAUUUCGGGUAAAAUUUAAAACAAAACUCGUCAGUAAAAUGACAUUACUUGACUCGAAAAUUAAUGUACUCGCCCUCAAAGGGCCUCGCACUUCAGUAUUUCCUCGCCAGUAAUGUGUCAUUUUCUUGACUUUUAUGUAAAUAACUUUUAAAUAGAAUUUUAAUUUCAUAUUUGAUUUCCAUAAUUUUUUCUCGUUUCCUUCACUUCACCAAAUUUUUCAAAAUUUUAACACAAAAUUAUGAACAAUCAUGGGAUUUCUUUGGGGUUCCCAAAACUGUCUCCGGGAUUCCCUCAGAUUUCUUUGAUUCACGAGAGCUUCCUGAACUGGUUUGGUUCUUCUAUUCCUGUACACCGAUUCCUUACCACGAUUUGAUCGGCGGAUUACUCAAACAAUUAAAUUAGCAGUCAUUUUUAAGCAUCACUAGCGGUUAGGUACCAAAAAAAAAUCGAAUUUGCUUGGUUGCUAAAAAUCUUGUGUAACAUGGGGAAAAUGAUUAUUAAAUUUCACUCCAUUUCAAGGGGCGAUAAAAAAAAUUGCCAAUCCUUAAAAUCUUUUCAAAACUUAAAGAACAUGCAAUAAAUAAUGUUUUAAAGAGUAAAAAAUCAUUGCACGCAUGAGCUCUUAGCUGCCCUCCAUUGUUCAGCCCCGUAGCUAAAAAGCUUACGAAGGAGCGGCAAGCUUAUAAUUAGAGGGGGCAAAAGCGACAUCUGAGUUAUUUUAUUAAUAAAAUAAUGUAACGUAAAUUUAAAUACGUAGGUAGAUUAUAUAUUACAGCUAAAUAACAAUAAAUUUAUAACGGCCUUAAAA
Messenger RNA from Photinus pyralis (common eastern firefly), 2890 nucleotides. Its product is annotated as putative sodium-dependent multivitamin transporter. The transcript is spliced from 11 exons. The record is from RefSeq and is a predicted model, not a curated record. Gene Ontology annotation, molecular function: symporter activity. Gene Ontology annotation, biological process: sodium ion transport; transmembrane transport. Lineage: Eukaryota; Metazoa; Arthropoda; Insecta; Coleoptera; Lampyridae. Bases 142 to 1827 code for a protein of 561 amino acids. Gene Ontology annotation, cellular component: membrane.